AUCGAACGUUCCUGCAACAGGCUCGGGCUGCGCCCUUGAGAUGCCGAAACGGAGACGCAGCGAUGAGGACACUGGCAAGCUGCCAGCGCCCGCGAAACGGAGUCGCACUGGGUCCAAGCGGAACCUGCUGGACGUCAGCGACGAGAUUCUCUUGCGCAUCCUGUCAUUUCUUCCUAUCAAAGACUUGCUGAGGACUGAGUGUGUCUCGCGUCGGCUUCAUUCCCUCGCUACCGAUCGCGGAAUCUGGAGGGUGAAAUAUAUGCAGACAUGGGUGCGGCCGCGCUUGCGACGGAUUCCACCGACUGGUACAGGACGACAAGACCACUCGGUUGACUGGAAAAGCCAGUUUCGAAUCAAAUCAAAUUGGUCAAAGGGCCAGGCCAAGGUAAAGGAAGUCGAGGUCGCUCGUCCACCUGCGCCGCCUGUGAUUGCGAAAGUCCACCGAGGCAUGAUCUUCACGGUGGAUCCAGCAACUGGCCUCCGGGUUUGGUCGCAAAGAGACGUGACGAAGACAUCAAGGGCGCAGAUUCGGCUUCACGGGACGUCAGCAGCCACCUGCAUGGCGGUAGAAACCACUGACGAAAUAACCUAUAUCUUGCUUGGGUUUCAGGAUGGAUCCCUCUCGGUUUACAUCUACCACGACGACGGCCAGUUUGAGCACCGGACCAGCCACCAGUCCACCGACGGGCCUCUCAUGGCUAUCUCUUCGAGCUUUCCCUACGUGAUGACAGUUUCCAGAACAAAGUUCCUGAGCCUGUAUCAGUGGAACUCUGCGGGAAGUCGAGAUAGAGACGCCACCAAUAUGUUGACGAUUGCUAGACUUCAGUCCGAUGCGUCCUUUGCGCCUAUUUCAGUAGCCUUGAGACGGGCGCCAACCCAAGUCAUUGCAACCAUCGCGUAUGCCUUUAGCAGGCUUCAAUCUGGGUGGUGCAUUGGGCUACAGGAGGUCCGGUUGACCACUGGGGGUAGACUUGUGGGCAGCAGACUAGCGUCCACCAUUGGACCUCCCUACACAGGCUCGAGCAAAGGGGAUCUUACCACCCGAUCGACAAGCUCGUUGCCGUUACCUUUGCACCCUCAACUGAUGAGUCCUCCUACGUCUCUUUCCUAUCAACAUCCGUUCCUCAUUGGGACCUUGGCAGACAACACGAUCAUAUCGUUCCUGGUGACUUCGAACGAUGACAAGCUAGAAAUCAGCGGCGGAAGACGUCUCUGGGGUCACACAUCGGCAGUGUCAGGAGCAGAAGUCAACAAUCGGGGCAAAGCGGUGUCGAUCAGCUCUCGCGGAGACGAAAUGCGAGUUUGGGAACUGGAACCUGUGAUGACAACCGAAAGCCAACCUCGGGCCAGUACUCAGAUUACAGCAGUCGACCCCUUUUCUGGUGGCGCUGGACUGUUGGCUCGGCGAGGUCCCGGGCUGGGGCUUGCCUUGGACGAGAUCAGACGCGAAUUGGAACUCACUCGACGGUGGGUUGGCUUCGAUGACGAGCAAGUGGUGGUGCUGGGUGAACGAGACCAACGACAGAUUAUGGCAUUGUACGAUUUUACAUAGACGCGUUUCAUCAUCAUCAGAAGAAGAACAUACAAAGACUUAUACCGAAAGACCAAGAGGCUGUCAGACUGUGACCAUACCCGGUCGAGCGAGACAGGUCCGAAAGGUACAGUACAAUACUGUCGAGCUGUACCCUCGUCGGGUGAUAAACGGCCUUAUCUGCAACCGCGACGAAUAAGAGGCAAGGAAACCUUCCGCGUGGCUCCAGGAAUGAC
Molecule: messenger RNA, 1767 nt
Organism: Cladophialophora immunda
Lineage: Eukaryota; Fungi; Ascomycota; Eurotiomycetes; Chaetothyriales; Herpotrichiellaceae
Exons: 2
Coding region: 41-1552 (503 amino acids)
Molecular function (GO): protein binding
Source: RefSeq, a predicted model, not a curated record